CACAAUCCUUAAUGGAUCAACUUGGUACUUGGCAUAUGUAUUCCUUAUAUCCUAAGGACAUCAACUAUUCAUUUUAGUGAAUGCUCCGACCCCCCAGGGGCAGAGCCACGCCCAAUUUUGUCUUUAGCGCCCGAAAGCCACAAUUCUGAAUGGAUUAUCUUGGAACUUGGUAUACGUAUUCCUUAUACCCUAAGGAAGGCAACUAUUGAUGUUGGUGCACGACCCCCUUCUCCUCCAUAUCUAAAUUAUUGUUUAAGGUAAAACAAUUAUGUUUCAACAUCAGAUCACAACUACAUGUAUGGCAAUGUACGUGUUUUAUUGGCGUGUUUAUUAAUUCUAGUUCUGUGCAACUCCAGAAGAUAACACGAUGUUGAUGUUGAUGUUGAUGUUAGUGGGUACAGUGACAGCACCUAUCCCACCAGAUUCUGUGUUCGAAUGGGGCAAUACAACAAAUCCUGUGAUCAGUACUAUGCGUCAAAGAAUUACCCUGGAAUGGAUAUAUCAAUCUAAAGAACCUGUCAGCAGUAUGGUCUUUACACGCUUUAAAAACAGCAAGGAUAUUGAAGUUCCUGUAGGAAAAUGGACAAAGGAAGGAGGAUUUAAACCGGAUCCCUUCAUAUCAACUGAAUUGACCCUUAAUACAGUUCACAUAAAUGGAACGAAUGAGAACAAAGUAUCUCUGAUACUAGAAAAUCCUAUUCAUAUAGACUACGACCUCCAGUACAACUGUCAAGUAAACUUUGGCGAUCCAGUAAAAAGGGAUAGUUUAUCAAUUGAAUUGAGAGCGCUGAGACCAUACUGGAUAAAUCCUGAAAAUGAAAAGUAUGCUACCUUGGAAGAAGAUGUUACAUUUAUUUGGGAAUACAGAUAUCCUCAUCAAGCACUUGCCGUGUUUAUAAGACGAGAAAAUAACAGUGAAAGUGAAAUGGUUGAGGUAGGAUAUUGGUAUCAGGAUGAAUUUACUGAUCAGGGUCAGUUUAUCAAUAGAGUGGUCCUUACAAAAACACCAAAUGAAGAUAAAACUAGUGAAGAGAUCAAUCUAACAUUGAAAAGAGUCUCAGUGGAAGAUUUGUGGUGGCAGUAUGUCUGUCGGUUAACACUGGGUGAUGGAGAGCAACUAUUAAAAAAAACACUUUUAAAAGAAGAAGUGAAGCUGAAUACUGUAACGUCUAGAGCAGAUUCACGGACAUCAACAGCUACCAGAUCACCUGUUGGUUACAGUACAGUAAUACUUGUUAUUGUCUGCUCUAUUAUCUCUCACAUCUCAAAGGACUAGGUUUAUCCUACGUUGGUGAUGUUAUUGUUAUCUUAACAUCACCUUUGUUAGUUAUCUUCUGGUGAAUUUUUAACAUGCAUAGGUUUGGAAAACCUCUGUGUGGGUUAAAAAUCCUGUUGGUCCAUUUCUUAUUACAGUUACUUAUUUGAAUAAGUUUGUAUCAAACAAUUUAAAAUGUAUUUUUGGUAUAUAUUUUUAUACGCCCCUGUCCGUCCAUCCACAAUUUGUUUGUGGACAGUCUACUGGUUACAAUUUUUAUCCGAUUUCGACGAAAUUUGCAAUAUAGGUUUCUCUCCCAUCGACAUCGGUUCAUGCAAAUCCGACUCUUAACUUGACGGAUGCGACCCCUGGUCGUAGGAAAAAAAUCGUAGUUUUAGCUUGUGGACCCUGUAGCGGUAACAUUUCACAUCUGACUUUAAAAAGCGUUUAAUUAUAUCCGUGGUGCAUACUAUAUCACGGUUACACCCUAAUGAUAGUUUAGUUCAAACUUUGUGAACAUCUGACCGAAACUUCCCGACAAAAUAGCCGCUACUUGUACGCAAAUAGUGUAAAAGUAUCUAAUACCAAGGUUGUAGAUCCUGGUUUACGAUACGAAACUUGAAAUAUAGGUUUAUCUCCAAAAGAUCUUGGUUCCUUUCGAUAUUUGCGCAUAUCGGACCGUAACUUUCUGGGUUAUUGCCCCUGAUUGUACAAAACAUCGCGUUUCGUUUUACCUUGUUCUCUAUCCAUCUCUUGCAAAUUGUCCUACACUCUAAAAAAUAUCCAUUUUUUAUGUGGCCGAAUUCCGUAAUUUAACACCUUUUUUUCUGUUAAUCGAUGGAUUUUUUGGAGAAAUUGUGUUAAUUGUCUGAAUUAUUUCUUCAAAUUACGUGUUUUAUGUAUUUCUGUGAAAUACUCAGUAUUAAACAGGAAAUUUCCGUGAAAUUUAGGGAUAAAAUGUUUUAUUCCCUUCUAUAACGGACUUAAUUCUGUUAUUUUACGGAAUAAACAGUGGAAUGACAAGGAAGUUCCGUGAAAUUUAGGGAUAAAAUGUUUUAUUCCGUUCUGUAAUGGACUUAAUUCUGUUGUUUUACGGGAUAAACGGUGCAACGAUAAGUAAUCGUAUACAUAUAUAAUCAUUCCUAAUAAUCAUCAUGUUAUAGUAUUCAUUUCAAUUUAUUAACCAUAAUAUGAAGAAUCAUAUUUUGUAACGUUUGGUAUAUUAAUUGACAUGUAUAUCUAAUUUCCAUUAUUUAUAAGAUCUAUAAAGUGUAUUGUUAUUCAUCAUACGGUAAUCAGAUUGUAAGUAUUUUCAUAAAUAUGUAUAAGUAUGUUUUAAUGCUGCGGGUGUUAAAGUUGUAAUAUCUGGUAAUCAAGCACGCUAAAGUCCGGAUAGUACAACCGGUUGGCCAGUGUAAAUCGGUUUUUGUGUCUAUGGCAGAGUCUGCAUACCUGCGAAUUGAUAAUACCGCAAACAUACAUCUGAAAGCCUCCAACCACUGACGAGUAGUGGUUUGUGAUACCUUGCUCUCGAUUCUUAUAAUAGCGAAAAGAGGUUACGUUUAAAAAUUAUUUGCGAUAUCACUUCGGUGGAAGCGGACGUUAAAUAAAGCUAUUUCACGCACGCGUAUAAAGUCAAUGGUUAAUUCAAUGAAAUUUUUAUCACCUUCAUGGUCAGGAAACAAAAUUUACCAGGAUUUUUUUUUCUGUAUUUGAAAAUGGAAUUUAUGUUAAUUGAAGGAAUUUCUGUAAAUUACAGGAAAAACAAAUACGGAUAAAAUUUUCCUGGUAAUUUUUGUUUCCGGAAUUUUUUACGUUUUUUCACGGAAAUUUUUGUUACAGUGUAGCAGCUGCUGGUUUAUUUUGCUAUCAAAAUGAGAAUUUGUAAAUAUAUUUUUUUUUCAAUCUAUAUUUCUACAUAUAUUGUUGUAUAGAGACUUAUAUACGAUGUAAUACUACAUAUAGUGUAAGACUUAUGUAAGAUGUAUUGUGUAUCUAGUCAUUAUUAUAUAAACCACCAGUCGAUGACUAACAUAGUAGGUCCCAAGUCCUUCAAGAUGGAGGGGGAUAAUUUAUUUUAUUCUUUUAUAUAAUAAAUAAAUAUGUUUUAAAAAUUCACUCGUUAUGAAUUAUGUUUCAAGCCUUCCAGUAUAUGCUCUCCUCGUGAUGUCAGGCAAUUUAUACAAUUGGAGUAUUUGGUUAUUAGAAAGUUGAACUGGGGGAGGUGAUUCAUAUUCCGGAGUAAGUUCCGAUUCGGAAGGCGGGGAUAAAUGACUAUUUUAAAUAUGAGAAAUGAUGGUUUAGCGUAAUGUUUAUUUUGAAUGUAAGAUAUGAUGGUUUAGGUAAUGACUAGUUUAAAUAUGAGAAAUGUUGUUCAGUUUAAAUGUAAGAUAUGGUGGUUUAGGUUAUGACUGGUUUGGGUGUGAGAUAUGAUGGGGUUUAGUAAUGUUCAAAUUUAUAAUUAUUCGACUCAAAAUACGAGAUAUUAUUGGUCAAUGAACCUUUUCGGUUAAUAAAUAUCGAAUUAACUUCA
Patella vulgata (common limpet) is the source of this 3788-nucleotide messenger RNA. RefSeq lists its product as uncharacterized. The record is from RefSeq and is a predicted model, not a curated record. NCBI's taxonomy places the organism in Eukaryota, Metazoa, Mollusca, Gastropoda, Patellidae. The transcript has 8 exons. The coding region runs from base 368 to 1276 and encodes 302 amino acids.